Molecule: messenger RNA, 740 nt
Organism: Athalia rosae (coleseed sawfly)
Lineage: Eukaryota; Metazoa; Arthropoda; Insecta; Hymenoptera; Athaliidae
Product: larval cuticle protein A2B-like
Exons: 2
Coding region: 148-657 (169 amino acids)
Cellular component (GO): extracellular matrix
Source: RefSeq, a predicted model, not a curated record
GCGGGCUUCGCGACGAGGGUUAAGAACAUAGUGAAAUAUAAUCAAAAUAGGUGAACGAGUGGUGGGAGAAAGUGGGCAAACUGAUUCCUAUAUAAUGGCACCGUUGCCUCCCUCAAAUAGUAUUACCGGUAAAGACAUCCAGUAAACAUGACUUCCAAGCUCAUCGCUUUCGCCACCCUCGUGGCUGCCGCCUCCGCUGGAGUGCUCGCCCCAGCGCCCCUCGCGUACCACGGUGCCCCGGCUUACGCCCACGCCGCCCCCGCUUACGGGUACGCCGCCCCCGUGGCAAAGGCCGUCGUGAAGACCGUCGACGCCGACUACGACCCCAACCCCCAGUACAGCUACUCUUACGACGUCCACGACAGCCUGACCGGAGACGCCAAGAGCCAGCAGGAGACCCGCAACGGUGACGUCGUCGAGGGCAGCUACUCGCUCGUCGAGGCCGACGGCAGCCGUCGCGUCGUCCACUACACCGCCGACCCCCACAACGGAUUCAACGCCGUCGUUGAAAAGGAACCCGCCAGCCACGGACCCGUCGUCGCCAAGUACGCCGCCGCCCCCGUCGUCGCCAAGUACGCCGCUGCCCCCGUCGUCGCCAAGUACGCCGCUGCCCCCCUCCACUACGCCGCCCCCGUCCAACACGGAUACUACCACUAAGUUUUAUUAGUGUGGAUUGUACCUAUGUUUGGUGUCCAUGUACAUAAUCCCUCUGUAUAAAUAAAAAAAUCUUGUACCACAAA